AUGGAAGGCAAAGAAAUAGAUCAGAGAUCCCGAGCAGAGUCCGGUGCAACUGCGCGAGGCGAGGGCCUGACCUCUCCUACCCGUAGCUCUCGUACCCGAGGCGAAUCUAUCUCCGGAACCACCCUCGCAGCCCGACCACAUCGCAGAUCUACUGUGACCAGGCCCGCUGAAACGUCGCAGCUGGAUUCGGCCCAUGAGACUUAUGUGCAGCCCGGGUAUACCGAUCUAAACCCGGCAUACGGGCAGCCGGCCAACAAAAAGAGACCCAUCUGGUCCUUGGCGAAGCCUUUCCCCCGUGUGGUGCGACCGUCAAUGGUGCCGACCGAGGAAGAUAUCCGUCGGCGACAGGCCAAGGCCGAGCUUCGAGCGCAGCACCGAGCACAACGGGCGCAACGAGCGCAACGAAAGCAUCGAACAGAGAACUCUCAGGGGCAUGGGCAGGAGGUCGGUCCCAAUGGGGCGGAGCAGCAAGGAUCGGAAGAACCACAGGGGUCAUUGCGGCGCAUGUUCAGGAAGCUCAGUUGCUCGAGCUAG
This is a messenger RNA of Penicillium pulvis, 534 nucleotides long. RefSeq names its product MIP transporter. The record is from RefSeq and is a predicted model, not a curated record. The transcript is spliced from 2 exons. The coding region runs from base 1 to 534 and encodes 177 amino acids. Lineage: Eukaryota; Fungi; Ascomycota; Eurotiomycetes; Eurotiales; Aspergillaceae.